UUUUCGUCUGCAUGCCACGAAUUUUGAAAUAAUAAUGUAUUUUGUGGUUGGGCCUGUUUUACUGUAUUUGCCAUUCGUUUUUAUGUUCCUUUAUAUUUCACUGAACUAUUUUGUGAAGGGAAAAAAGUCAGUUUGUAUCGUUGUACUUGGUGAUUUGGGAAGGAGCCCAAGAAUGUUGUACCACUCCUCAUCCUUUGCUAAAGAAGGCUUCCACGUUGAUUUGGUUGGUUACGGCGGAUCUAAACUGCCUGAUUCUAUUAGAAGAAACAACGACAUUAGAAAGUAUUUAUUGCCAGAUGUCCCUGCUUGUGUAAAAUAUUGUCCUCAACUUCUGGUAUUCAUAUUGAAAGUAAUAUUUCAAAGCGUAACACUUGGUGUAACAAUGUUAUUUUCACCAAAAGCAGGCUUCAUAAUGAUACAGAAUCCACCAUGUAUUCCUACAUUGGCAGUUUGCUGGCUUGUUUGUUGGCUAAGAGGAAGUAAAUUAGUGAUAGAUUGGCAUAACUAUGGAUACACAAUCCUUAGCUUAGGGGUGGGUAAACAGCAUACACUGGUCAAAAUUGCAAAUUGGUAUGAAUUCUAUUUUGGGAAAUUUUCUGCAAUUAAUUUUUGUGUGACCAAUGCAAUGAGAGCAGAUUUGAGUUCAUUAGGAAUAAGUGCCAAUACUCUGUAUGAUAAAGCACCAGAAGAAUUUAAGAAAACACAAGUUGAAGAUAAACAUGAGCUGCUUCUUAAACUAUCAGAGAAAUAUGAUCUCUUUGUGCCAGAUAAAAAAUCUGAAAAAGACACAGAAGAAACGGUAUUGACAGUAAAACAGUCUGAUGGGAAAAUUGUUAACAGACAAGACAGACCUGCAUUCUUAAUAAGUAGUACCAGCUGGACAGAAGAUGAGGAUUUUGGAGUUUUACUACAAACUUUGCAUGAGUAUGAGAUAGCAGCAAAUACAAAGGAAAACAAACUGCCAGAUGUUGUGUGUGUCAUUACAGGAAAAGGUCCACAGAAAGAAUAUUACAAAGAAAAGAUAGAAAAAGCUGAGUGGAAACAUGUAAAGAUUUGUCUCCCCUGGUUGGAAUCUGAAGAUUAUCCUAUACUUCUAGGAUCAGCUGAUUUAGGUAUUUGUUUACACACAUCAUCCAGUGGGUUAGAUCUACCUAUGAAAGUUGUUGAUAUGUUUGGUUGUGGUGUACCUGUUUGUGCUAUUGAUUAUAAAUGUAUAUCAGAACUGGUUCAACAUAAUCAUAAUGGCUUAGUAUUUAGUAAUAGUAAACACUUGCUUCAGCAGAUAAAGAUUCUAUUAGAUGACUUUUAUACAGGCCAGAAAAGGUUGACAGAAAUGAGAGAAAAGCUGGAAAUAUUCCAAGCUAUCAGAUGGCAUGAAUCAUGGAAAAAGACUGUUUUACCUUUAUUCACUAGUGAAAAACUGAAAGUGCACUGAAAUCUGGUGUAAAACCAUUUCACAUAUUGUGGUCUUAUUGUUAUCUGGUUUUAAUACAGCAGUCUAACAUUAAAACAAAAAACUGUACUUUUUUUCUUAAAUUUUGAGAAAAUGAGAUUUAAUUAAAAUUAAACUUGUAGAUUCUAUUGCUCUCUUAGUGUUUCAUAUUGAUCUAAUAUAACUAAUCUAAUGGCAGACUUUACACUGCUUUAUAUUUGAUACUAACUAAGAGCUUAUUAUUUCAAUGAAUUUAGCGUACCUUUUGUGCCUAUUAAGCUCUGUAAAUUUGUAAUUUUUUACCCCUCGAUUUGAACUUGAUGAUUAUGUAUUUCUUAGAGUAAAUUUCAAGUUUGUUUGUGUUAAACAUGUAAUCCAUGAUAAUUGAUACUCCAGAAACAUGUAUUUCAUUGUUUGCAAAUUAAUUUAUUAUUUGUAUCUGUGUCUCAAAACAUUUUGCACAUGGGGCCUUACCAGUCAUGUCAGUUUUCUAGUUCGUAUUGUGAAACAUAUAUUUAUUUCAUUGGAGCAGUUCACUUGUACUUUUAUCUGUUGUGAUUUUAUAAGACAUUUGCCAGUAUUGAUAUACCUAUGCAAUUCAUGUUUAGGGAAGAAAGUGCAGCAGUGUAUUGUAUCCUUAAGGUAUAAUAAACAAGUAAAUAAGAAACUUGAAAUAAUGUGAAAUAAAACUAUGCUUCCUUCCACCACGACUAAAAAAGCAAACAUUACACUACAGUAUUUUACUACAAUUUAUUCUAUGUGGCUUUUAAUGAUCUAGUACAAAUGUAAUGCUUUAUAUGAUUCUUGUCUCGCCUGCGACGAAAGUCGCAGUAUGCAAGACAUAGGUAUUACUAUCUGGAGGCGGAUGCAGCAGCAUAAACUAUUUGUGUAAAGCUUUAUAUUUCAGAAUGUAGAAGACCUGGAUGCUUCAAUCUGUUAUGCAGAUACCUUAUAUUACGAUGUUUCCGUCAACCAUAUAUCAAUUCUCCUUGACCUCAUUUUCAUGGUUCAUUGGUCAAUGUUAAGUUUUUGUGUUUUGGUCUGGUUUUCAAUUAGCAUACGCAAUAGGUCAACUAUAUUUGGUGUAUAAAAAAAUUGUAAGAUGUAUAUGUCUGUCGGACACGAUUUAUCUGACCUUAACCUCAUUGUCAUAGAUCUUUAAAAAUGUUUAAGUUUCUGUAAUGCUUUUAGUAAAACCUUUAUCUUUAAGACUUUCAACAUAAAAUCAAUGGUCAGUAAAGCAGGCGAGACAUUUAAGCGUGUGCACUCUUGUUUUGUAAAUUAGUAUCAUCUUAAAAAGUGAUUUAGGAAUUUCUUUUAAUUUUUAACUUAAAUGAUUGACAGAUUUUUUGUUAAUCCUUUUAUACAUUGUAUGUUUUUUUUAAAUGUAAAAACUUUAAAAAAAACAACAUACAAAUUCUUUAAAUUGUUUAUAUCAUAAUCAAAACUUAACUUUAUAUUUGCAAUAAUAAACAAAAAGCUUUGGUGCAUAUUUUCAUUUAGCAUUGAAAAAAUGUAGACAAAUGAGAGUGAUUAUACUGUGUUAUUUAUUUAUGUGAUGAUGUUUUUUUGUGUAAUGCAGUGGAACUGAAUAAAUGUUUUAUAUAAAUGUCA
Mytilus californianus (California mussel) is the source of this 3046-nucleotide messenger RNA. Its product is annotated as chitobiosyldiphosphodolichol beta-mannosyltransferase-like. Bases 35 to 1435 code for a protein of 466 amino acids. The record is from RefSeq and is a predicted model, not a curated record. Gene Ontology annotation, molecular function: mannosyltransferase activity. Gene Ontology annotation, cellular component: endoplasmic reticulum. The transcript has 13 exons. Lineage: Eukaryota; Metazoa; Mollusca; Bivalvia; Mytilida; Mytilidae.